Molecule: messenger RNA, 3376 nt
Organism: Nerophis ophidion (straightnose pipefish)
Lineage: Eukaryota; Metazoa; Chordata; Actinopteri; Syngnathiformes; Syngnathidae
Product: zinc finger protein 436-like
Exons: 2
Coding region: 296-1897 (533 amino acids)
Biological process (GO): regulation of transcription by RNA polymerase II
Molecular function (GO): RNA polymerase II cis-regulatory region sequence-specific DNA binding; DNA-binding transcription factor activity
Source: RefSeq, a predicted model, not a curated record
CGUGGAGGAUAUGUUCUCCGCAGCAAAGUCCUCCUUUACUCCACACACAUCUACUAACUACACUUUAUUCAUCCUCCGUGUCAGCAUCAACUCCACUCGUCUCACUCAACUUUGGACAUUGUUAGGCCCGCUUAGCUUGCCCCUUGUUUUAGGGCGCUAGUUAGCUUAGCGUGCUAUUUAGCUUAGCAUGCUAGUUAGCUUAGCUUGUUAGCCGCUAACAAAGAGACGCGGAUUUGAUCAACACAUCGCUUAGUUAAGAUCAAGUGUGAGUGUAAAGUGUUGAGAUUGUGUGAAAAUGUGCGAAAGAACCAUAGCAGAGUACGAGGAGGGACUUUGUUGUGUGAAAAUGUGUGAAAGAACGAUAGCAGAGUACGAGGAGGAACUUACUCCGACAAAAGAGGAGAACGAGAGACAACGUCAACUAUUGGAGGCUGUUUUCAAGAGACCUCAAGUUGUGUUACACAGAACAGAUGUCGAAGAAGAACAUCUUUCUCGUGAGCAGGAAGAGGAGCCACAGCCCCACCGCAUUAAAGAGGAAGAAGAGGAGCCACAUUCCCAACACAUUAAAGAGGAAGACGAGACGCCACAGACCCACUGUGUUAAACUGACCCUUCACAUUAAAGGGCAAGCGGAGGAUCCACUGAUCUUACACAUCAAAAAGGAAGAGGACCCACUGACCCCUCACUUUAAGGAGCAAGAGAACCCGCUGAACCCUCACAUUAAAAAGGAAGAGGAGGACCCACUGACCCUUGACAUUAAAAAGGAAGAGGAGGAGCAAGAGCCGCCGCACAUUAAAGAGGAAGAGGAGGAACACAGCAUCAGUCAGGAGGGAGGACAUUUUGAAGGACUGGAGGAGGUUGAUGUCACCAAGAUGCCAGUGACUGGUGUCCCUGUGAAGAGUGAAGAUGAUGAAGGGGGGGAGCCUCCAAGCAGCAGCUCAACACAACACAUGACAACAGAAGCUGAUGGAGACCACUGUGGAGGAUCACAAGCAGACCAGCUCUUAGCUCCACUAUCAGAUAGUGAGGACACAACCUCACACUCUCCUGACACUGAUGAUGAAGACUCUAAAGAUGAUGCAACAUGUCACACUGACAACACUCACUUCACAUGUUCUACCUGUCACAAAACCUUCAAAUACCUAUGUCAUCUGAAAAGACACACGAGGACACACACCGGAGAAAAACCUUUUGUCUGUUCAAUCUGCGGUAAAGGUUGUACUAGCAGUCAAUGUUUGAAAAGACACACGAGAACACACACCGGCGAAAAACAUUUCCCCUGUUCAAUUUGUGGUAGAAGUUUUAGAGAAAGUCGCAAUUUGAAAAGACACACGAGAAGACACGCUGGUGAAAAAUCACAUUCCUGUUCAAUUUGUGGUAAAAGUUUUACAGAAAGUCAGAAUUUGAAAAGACACACGCGAACGCACACUGGAGAAAAACCUUUUUCUUGUUCACUCUGCGGUAAAGGUUUUACACAAAGUAACCAUUUGAAAGUACACAUGAGAACACACACUGGGGAAAAACAUUUUUCCUGUUCAAUCUGUGGUAAAGGUUUUACAGAAAGUCAGAGUUUGAAAGUACACAUGAGAACACACACGGGUGAGAAACCUUUUGUCUGUUCAAUCUGUAGUAAAGCCUUUACUAGCAGUCAAUGUUUGAAAAGACACAUGAGAACACACUCUGGUGAAAAACAUUUUCCCUGUUCAAUUUGUGGUAAAAGUUUUAGAGAAAGUCGCAAUUUGAAAAGACAUACUAGAACACACACUGGGGAAAAAUCACAUUCCUGUUCAAUCUGCAACAGAAGCUUUAGUGAGCGAUCAAAGCUUGUAGCACACAUGAGAAGACACCCAGUGACUCAAAAAUCAGAGUUGGUAUCAGGUAAUACUAACCUUCGAUAGUUCAGUUGGUAGAGUGGAGGACUGUAGUUGCUCAUGCUGAAAUCCUUAGGUUGCUGGUUCAAAUCCAGCUCCAAGGAUCACCUGUUUCUCUCUUUUUUUUUUUUUUAUUAAAUCAAGAUAAACAACACAAGAUACACUUACAAGUAGUGCACCAACACCAAAACUGUCCCUCUCUCAUUCUCACUCAUUCACACAUUACAUUUUUGUGUGAUGUCGUUCAAAUAAGAAUCACAAUAAUGUCUGACAUCCUGAGGAUGUAAACUGCGUGUUUUGGCGUAAGAUAUUUCCGAAACACAACCUGUCCUACAGUAAGAUGUUUCUUCCCGUAGGGAUAGUGAUGCAAUGGCUUAUGUGUCUCACUACGGACCAGAACAUUCUAGGUUCAACUCCUGGCCAGCGUUCUGUUGUUUGUUAACUGAACUGAAACAAUAUUCAAUUCCAUUUUUGGGGUUGUUUAUUUUGCUUUUUUUUUUUUUUUUUAUCUACAAAUUGAAACGUGUUUUUUUUUCUUUAUUAUCGUGAAUGUAUAUCUGGUAGACGCACUUGGAAAUAAUUAAUUUCUUUGUGUGCAGUUGCAGCAGAAGUCCACAGGAGGGCGCACGUUCCCUCUUCAUAAGUCUCUUCGUCUCUCUGUGUCUCUCUUACCCCUCCCCCUUAUCCAUCCAUCCAUCCAUCCAUCAUCUUCCGCUUAUCCGAGGUCGGGUCGCGGGGGCAACAGCCUAAGCAGGGAAACCCAGACUUCCUUCUCCCCAGCCACUUCGUCUAGCUCUUCCCGGGGGAUCCCGAGGCGUUCCCAGGCCAGCCGGGAGACAUAGUCUUUCCAACGUGUCCUGGGUCUUCCCCGUGGCCUCCUAAUGGUUGGACGUGCCCUAAACACAUCCCUAGGGAGGCGUUCGGGUGGCAUCCUGACCAGAUGCCCGAACCACCUCAUCUGGCUCCUCUCGAUGUGAAGGAGCAGCGGCUUUACUUUGAGUUCCUCCCGGAUGGCAGAGCUUCUCACCCUAUCUCUAAGGGAGAGACCCGCCACACGGCGGAGGAAACUCAUUUCGGCCGCUUGUAGCCGUGAUCUUAUCCUUUCGGUCAUGACCCAAAGCUCAUGACCAUAGGUGAGGAUGGGAACGUAGAUCGACCGGUAAAUUGAGAGCUUUGCCUUCCGGCUCAGCUCCUUCUUCACCACAACGGAUCGAUACAACGUCCGCAUUACUGAAGACGCCGCACCGAUCCGCCUGUCGAUCUCACGAUCCACUCUUCCCUCACUCGUGAACAAGACUCCUUGGUACUUGAACUCCUCCACUUGGGGCAGAGUCUCCCCCUUAAUUGUCCAUCAUUAUAUAUAUUAUAUUGUUUUACAGCCCAGCCCUAUGGGUUUUUUUUUUCAAGUUACUUUUUUUAAUAUAAUUUCAAUUUGAUGUCCUUUUUUUUUUUGGGAAAUUAUAUUAAAUUAAUAAAAAUAAAAAAAUAAUCCUUUGCAAUAUUGAA